Molecule: messenger RNA, 1057 nt
Organism: Mangifera indica (mango)
Lineage: Eukaryota; Viridiplantae; Streptophyta; Magnoliopsida; Sapindales; Anacardiaceae
Product: probable ubiquitin-conjugating enzyme E2 C
Exons: 6
Coding region: 105-743 (212 amino acids)
Source: RefSeq, a predicted model, not a curated record
UUUUUAAUCUUUCUCUUUAUAACUAACCGAGCAAACAACAAUUUAACUCGCCAUCAUUAUCGACAGCAAUUUUCCGCCGUUGAUCACUGAUCGUAAUCGUGAUCAUGGAGGUGCGCCCAAAUCAGACGCUCGAUAACUCGUCGAUCCAUCAGCCACAUGCACCUGCCGCUGCAUCGAAGCAGCCAGCUGCAGCUCCGAACACCGUCGAUUCAACAUCCGUUUCUCAGAGGCUGCAGAAGGAAUUGAUGUCGCUAAUGAUGGGCGGAGGAGACCUUGGAGUCUCAGCUUUUCCUGAAGCCGAGAGCAUUUUCACUUGGAUCGGCACAAUUGAUGGCGGGAAAGGAACUAUGUAUGAGGGUUUGUCAUACAAACUUUCUUUGCGGUUUCCCUUGGACUACCCUUUCAAGCCACCCCAGGUCAAAUUCAAGACUAUGUGCUUCCAUCCAAAUGUUGAUCAGUUUGGCAACAUAUGCCUUGACAUCCUUCAGGACAAGUGGUCUUCUGCCUAUGACUGCAGAACUAUUCUAUUGUCCAUUCAAAGUUUAUUAGGAGAGCCUAACCCUGAGAGUCCUCUUAACAGCUAUGCUGCAGCUCUGUGGAGCAACAAGGAAGGUUGGACACAGUUUAUAUCUUCAUCACCUAGUAAAUUAGCGACUAUAGAAAAAUGGUUCACAAGCAGUAUUAUGGUGAGGUAUUGGAGAGCUAAUCUGAAGAGCAGAACAGAGGAGGAAUGUAGAUUUUGAAUAGCCAUGCAGUGUCUCCGUAAAAGGGUUUGUUUCAUCUUGAUGUGUGGAAUUGACAUCAUUGUUGAUACAUAUUACAAUACAUUAUACAGGGGGUAAGUUGUAUCGCUCUUUCUCUCUUUCCUCAUCCGAUGAGUGGAUACUUUUUCUCUUGUAAUUGCAAAGUAAAGUCUACAUAAUGUUGUAAAUUGCUUCAGUCAAUUGAAACGGUCUGGCUGUUUCAUAUGCAAUUCGGAACAUUUUAAAAUUGUAACCAUUUGAUGAUUUUUAUGCUCCCGAAGAGUGGCCUCUCACCAUGUUGAUUUAUGUUGUCA